AUGUCCAACAUCAAUGUGAAUACGGAAAUAGCAUCAGGAUCUGGUAAAAAUGUUACAAUUGUUAUUAAAAAACCCGUGCCAUUAUCUAUUACAAAAAAUGAUAUGGGCCAACAGUCUCAAACGCGUGCUACAGUUGUUGUCAAGAAGGAGGCAGUACCAACAAUUAUCAAAAAUGAAAUCGCCAAGGUGUCAUUAGCAUCAAAUGCUACAGUUAUUGUAAAAAAGGAAAUGAUAUCACCAGUUAAGACGGAAAUAAAACCGGAACCAUCACAUAUAUAUCAGCAGCGAAAAUGUAUGCUUAACGAUUACAAGGAAUUAUUUAGUGUUCUAAUGAGAUUUCCCGACAAAGAAAUACAACAAAAAGUUCUACGUUGUCUAAAUGCGAAAUAUGUAAAUAAAGAGACUCAAACGGAUCCUGUUGAAAUAUUAAAUACUGCCGAUAUGCAGACAACAGAAAAUGUGACGACAAAUGUAAAUAGUAAUACGAACAACAAAAAUACGACAGAAUCGACACCAACAUCGCCGAAUAGUUCUAGACCGCCUACACCGAAAAAACGUAAGCGAAAACGUAAAGUAGCCCUACCACAGGCCAGUAAAGAAUCUCGUGUGGCACAACGGACAUUGAUGGCAAAAAUGAAUGUACCACAAAAACCGAAAAGACCUAUUCAAGAAGAUACCACAAGUCCAUGCUUUAUUAAUAAUAUUCCUGCUAAACGGCCUCGAUUAGAUUCGGAAAAUUCGAUUACGUCUUCAUUUAUCAGUCAUAUGCUCGAGGAUUUGGAUGUGGCAAUGAAAGAAGAAAAAAUGUUUAAAAAUAUAAUUAGAGAUUGUUUAAUUGCUGAUGUACCAUUGGAAAAUGGUCUACUACCUAUUUAUGAUAGUAUUGUUAAGGACAAAUUAUCAACACUGAGAAUACAAAUUUUUAUAUGGAAAGAAUACAAAAAGUUUGAUUUAAAUGAACUAAUAACUGAUGAUGAUGAGGACCUAUUACAAUUGGCCAUCAACAGCAAUUGUUCACCACUUAUUAUUGAUCUUUUGCUGUCGAAUAAUUUAAAUCCAAAUAGUGUUGAUUGCCAGAGUAACACUGUUCUACAUUUGGCUGUCUUAAAUGAUAUAGAUCCCGCCGCAAUGGACCAUUUAAUGUCACGAAUCGACUUGAAAAUGUUACUGGAACUAAACGAUGAUGGCUAUACAUGUCUACAGUUGGCAGUGCGACAAGAUUGUUAUCUAUUGGCAGAAAGUAUAUUGAACGCAUUGGAUAAACGGCUGUCCGGAAGUGUUUUCUAUAAACGCGACUAUAGUAUAUUAGAAACAAAUGAAAAUGCUAAGAAAGCGGAUUUUAAAAAGUACUAUGAAAAAGUUUGCAAAGAACUGGUCGUUGAAGAUGAUGCUGAAGUAACAAAUAAUGAAAAUAUUAUUAAAAAUCAUGAUAUAAAACAGAAAUUAUUACAAGUUCCUGAUAUGCGUGGCGGUUGUACGGCAUUAUUUUUUGCCAUUGAAUAUCAAUUAGAACAUUUAAUAUAUUUCCUACUGGCCCACCUGAGUGAUCCGCGUACAGAAAAUCUGAGCGGACAAGAUUGUAAAUCAUUUUUCAGUGAAUUUGCUAAAUCAUUAAAACUAAGCUUAGAAAUUGAUAGUGCAAUGGACAAGGUUAUAAAAAUACUAUCUUAG
Messenger RNA from Musca vetustissima, 1671 nucleotides. RefSeq lists its product as uncharacterized. The record is from RefSeq and is a predicted model, not a curated record. Lineage: Eukaryota; Metazoa; Arthropoda; Insecta; Diptera; Muscidae. Gene Ontology annotation, molecular function: protein binding. The coding region runs from base 1 to 1671 and encodes 556 amino acids. The transcript has 4 exons.